Messenger RNA from Scylla paramamosain (green mud crab), 2312 nucleotides. RefSeq lists its product as uncharacterized. The coding region runs from base 173 to 2068 and encodes 631 amino acids. The transcript has 9 exons. The record is from RefSeq and is a predicted model, not a curated record. Gene Ontology annotation, cellular component: plasma membrane. NCBI's taxonomy places the organism in Eukaryota, Metazoa, Arthropoda, Malacostraca, Decapoda, Portunidae. Gene Ontology annotation, molecular function: potassium ion leak channel activity; outward rectifier potassium channel activity. Gene Ontology annotation, biological process: stabilization of membrane potential; potassium ion transmembrane transport.
CUCCAUCUCUGCUCCUCAGUGACUCGUGGGUCAGUGAAGUGGGAGGACGUGCGCCGCCUUGCUCGUGGAUUACUUAGUGGCGCUGAGGGGCGAUCCUUCAUGUCAGGGUGAGGGCGUGGCGGUGGCGGCCAGCACUCCACAGGCGCGGCGCGGAGGCGAGAGCCGUGGCCCCAUGGUGAACCUCCACGGCAGCCUGCGGCAGGACCCCCGCGGGGGGAUCCGUGAGGUGCUGGAGGUGGGGGGCACGCUGGUGCGGGGAGGCAGCGACCCCGGGCUGGUGCGUGCCGGGGACGUGAUGGUGCGACCCGUUCGUCGCUCCGCCUGCUCCCUUCCCGCGUCCCUGGCGGGAGAGGCGCGGGGCACGCCGGCCCGGGAGGCGCGCCCCCGCAGCGGCGUGCCCGCGCGCCGCAUGCUGCGCGUGACGCGGGACUACCUGGACCCACGGCGGCGGGCGCGGGUGAGGCACACCGUGGUGGGGCGGGAGCAUGGCCGGGACAGGGGCCGCGCGGCGGGGCACGGCAGCGGGGCGGCGCUCAGUGCCUCGCUGGCCGCCGCCGCGUACGCUGCCUCGCCCGCACGCCCGCACCCCUCGCCCCAGGCCACCCAGCAGGCCCCCGCCGCCCACGCCUCCACUGUCCACACCCCCGCCGCCCCCACUGCCUCCACCUCCACCGCGCAGGAGGCGGCACGGCCCCGCAGGUACCGGCGCGGCGUGGCGGGGCUAGCUUCGGUGCUGCGGGGCGAGGACCGCCGCGCGCCGCUGCGCCAAGCGCGCCGUCGUCCUGAGCGCGACGCCAAGAGCCGCAAGUACGUGGCGGGCAGCGCGAGGGGCAGACACCUGCGUCCCCCGCCCCUGUGGCGCCCCUCGAGGCCGCCCUCUGACCCCGUGAAGCCCCGCGGAGGGUCGUGUUGCUGCUGCCCCACCGCCAUGAGAACCACGCCCUGCUCCGCCCUGGUGCUGCUGCCGCUGCACCUGCUGCUGCUGCUCACGCUGGUCGCCUGCCUCAUGAUGGGCGCCUUUGUCUUCCAGGCCCUGGAGGGCCCCGGGGGAGGCGGUGAGGGGGCCGUGGAGGUGACCCACAGCGCCAUUGUCCUUCCUGGCACGCCCCGAGACACUGUGAUGACCAAAACAAGGGAGGAGGUAGUGGACAAACUCCUGAACGCCUCCCUAACGCUGGUGUUGCACAAGAGUCUAGAUGUUAUCAUAAAACUUGUCAUCACCACGCCCAAGAUGCAGGCUGCGUUGAGGGCCUUCCAGCAGGCGGGCGGCGGGCCUCUACCGACGGAGAAGGACGUAGAGAGAUUCAACCGUACGCUGAUGACAGAGUGGCGCCACCAGCUGUACGACCUGACCGCCCGCUACCACGCCCUGGUGCUGCGCCACGCCCACGGGUUCCCGGUCGGCCACUUCGAACGCAGCGCAGUGUGGACAAGGGAGGAACCGCCGCCGCCCCUUCCCUGGACUCUCCCCACCGCUCUUGUGUACUCCUUCUGCCUCGUCACCACCACGGGAGGCCUCCAGGCAGCCACUGACGCCGGGCGGGCUGCGGGCGUAUUCUACAGUGUGGUGGGCCUCCUAGUCUACCUGGGCGUGGUAGUGGUGUGGGCGGCGAGACUAGGGGCAACGCUGUCCUUGCUGUUGAAUCUGUGCACGAGGAGGAGAAAGCAGGAGAAUUCCCCGGGCAGGAAGGGCAAGGGCGGCGCCUCUCCCUAUCACAAGAUGCACUCGUCCCACCCCUCCCAGCCCACGCCGCCCAUUGGCCCCUCCACCUCCUCCACCAGCGAACACACAGCGGGUCGAGUGUGUCUCCUUUUCCUCCUGCUGUUUGUGUACAUCUUGGGCGUAGGAGCACAGGUGUUGGGCGGGGAGACGUUCUGGGUGGGGUUGGAGAAUGCUAUCUACGCUCUCCUCACCAUCCGCCCACCGCGACCUCUGCCUCAGAGUGUGCCUAGGGUGAUUGGUUACCUCGUCUUCACGCUGUGUGGUCACCUUCUCCUUGGACUCUUCGUUUACAGCCUCAAGGAGCUUUGUGUGAAAUGGUGGAGGUUGUGGGGAAGAACAAGCUGAUUACAGGUAUAGCCUCCUCUUCCCCCCCCCCCAUCACACCUACACACCUGCGCAAACACACACACACACACACACACAAACUUGUCCGUCCUACACCUCUCUCUCUCUCUCUCUCUCUCUCUCUCUCUCUCUCUCUCUGCCUCCCAAGGCCAAAAAAAAAAAUGCAAACAAACAAACAAACAAACUACGUCAUUUUUCCCACGAUUAUUAAUAUUACUAAUUAAUAAAGUAAUUUUUGUAGUAA